Molecule: messenger RNA, 342 nt
Organism: Talpa occidentalis (Iberian mole)
Lineage: Eukaryota; Metazoa; Chordata; Mammalia; Eulipotyphla; Talpidae
Product: keratin-associated protein 21-1-like
Exons: 1
Coding region: 1-342 (113 amino acids)
Biological process (GO): hair follicle development
Source: RefSeq, a predicted model, not a curated record
AUGUGUUGCAACUACUUUGGAAACUCCUGUGGGAGCUACGGCUGUGGCCUUGGCUAUGGCUAUGGCUGUGGCUAUGGCUCCCGUUAUGGCUGUGGCUACGGUUCCGGAUAUGGCUGUGGCUAUGGUUCCGGAUAUGGCUGUGGCUAUGGUUCUGGAUAUGGCUGUGGCUAUGGCUCUCGUUAUGGCUGUGGUUACGGUUCCGGAUAUGGCUGUGGCUAUGGCUCCCGAUAUGGCUGUGGCUAUGGUUCCGGAUAUGGCUGUGGCUAUGGUUCUGGAUAUGGUUCUUCCUGUUGGAGCUACCGGCCAUUUGCCUACAGAAGGUGCUAUUCUUCUUGCUGCUAA